CAGGACGCAGGACAGAUGGGACAGCAGGCCACUCUGCAGCUACUGCACAGCACCCUGACCGGCUCACCGUAGAGCGCUCCAGCCCAGCUACGGAACAAAAAAGAGAGAAAGCAAAAGGAAGAAAGAAAGACAGAGGUACACUGCUUUACUGGUACGAGACGCCCUUUUUACCUCCCUGGCACACAUUACUUCAGAGAAACUGGAGUAUUCAGGCUGGGACAGAAGUUUGUGGAAAAACGUUUAGAGGAUGCAGGACAGGAGCUGGAAUGACACACUCCCCCUCUCUGUGCUACUAAAAGAGAGACGCCCCCCAGGGGCUGCAUCUCUGGAGGGGGAUGGGGGUGUAUUUUCAGAGGCGUCCUCAGAUGGUGAAGUUUACCUGGACUCCCUAGUGGAGUUUGAGGCAGGGGAUGGGGACUUUCCAGAACUCUCUGCUUUCCUAAGCCAGGACGAGAUUAACCGCAGUCUGGACCUGGCUCGAGAGGCUAUGAGCGAUACAAGUGACCCCUGUGAUCUCACUGAACCCCCAGUCCAUGCCACCCUCCCCAAAGCACGUGAUCAGGAUCUUUGCUUCCCAUCAUCUUCCAUUAACCCACCCCCACAGCCCCCAACCGCAACAGAGCAUCAGCCUGUCCACCCAGAGACCAAAGGUACGAUGCUUCCAGUUCCGGUAGUGACGCCAACAUCAAGUUCGGCCGAAGUUGCAUCGGUUAAAGUCACUUCUAGUCAGAGCGUUCAGCUCAGCAGGCCCACACAGGCUUGUGCAGUUCCUGGAUCCCCGGCCUCACCUGAUAAGUUUGUCUGCCACAAGUCCGUCAUGCCCAUGUACAAGCAAGAGCGCCCACGUCUUGUCCAUGGAGGUCUGGAGGUCAACGAGCGGGCAGCUUCUGCCACCGAAUUCUGCACCCGGGCUGCCACCUUCAUUGAGGAGCUCUCCUCCAUCUUCAAAGGGUCUAGAAGCUUGGAACGCCAAGGAGAAGAGGACUCCUCCUCACCUGACAGCGGUUACCUGUCCCCAAGGAGCCAUCGCUUGGCAGCGCAGCAGGCUCAGUCUUCUUCCUCGUCCUCAUCCUUUUCAUCAGGGCUCCAGCAGGAGGCAGCUCUUAGAGGCCAAGCGGGAAUGGAUUCAAGCAUAGCAGGGAGUGAGCAUCAAGGUGGUGGGGUCAGUGUGGAUGGGCCAAUGGCUCCUCCACGGUUCACCCAGAAGCUGAAGAGCCAGGAGGUGGCGGAGGGGAGUCCUAUUCGCCUGGAAUGCAGGGUGAUAGGUAACCCCCAGCCUCUAGUCAGGUGGUUCUGCGAAGGGCGGGAGCUGCACCACUGUCCUGAUAUUCAAAUUUGUCGGGAUGGUGACCUGCACACGUUGGUGAUUGCUGAGGCUUUUGAGGACGACACAGGCAGGUACACCUGCGUAGCCUCCAACUCUCUGGGAGCAGACAACACCUCUGCCGAGGUCUACAUAGAAGGAGCCUCCUCUUCAGACUCAGACGGGGAAGGAUCAGUGCCCAGAUCUAAGUCAGGAGCCAUGCCACAGGUUCAGAAGAAAACAGCCUCAGUUUCCCUGACCAUUUGCUCUUCAUCACCCAAAAGCCCAGAGAAACCAUCCCACCGCUCUACACUGCUUCAGCCCCUGUCUGCUCCUCCACAGAGAGUUCAGAGUCCAGUGUCCUCACAAUAUGCCGGUGAUGGACUUCUAACAGCGCCCCCUAUCUUCACCAAGUUGUUGCAGGAUGCACAGGCAUCUGAAGGUCAGGUGGUGGUUCUGGAGUGCAGGGUGAAAGGUAGCCCCCCGGUGCAAGUCCAGUGGUUCCGGCAGGGUCAGGAAAUCCAGGACUCCCCUGACUUUCGCAUCCUGCAGAAAAAGCCGAGAUCUGCAGCAGAACCUGAGGAGAUCUGCACACUGGUCAUAGCAGAAGCUUUCCCUGAAGAUGGAGGCCUGUUCUGCUGCACUGCUACAAACCAGUACGGCUCUGUCAACUGUACCGCUCAGCUCACCGUCACACCAGUGGCCGAGGAGGCGUCUAGCAACGGCGUGUCCGGAGACGACAGUGUGUUUGAGGACAACCAAUCAUUUCCACCCCCUCCUCCACCCACUGAGAUCAGCCUGCUUGAAGUCCCACCCAAGACCCCACCCAGCGCUGAGGCCUUCCAGAUCAAUGAGCUGGACAUCUGGCCUAGUGUCACAGCGACGCCUGUUCAGGUGGCCGCAGGUACCGAGCACGAGCAGAAUGGAACUUUUCCCAGCAGCCACGCUCCAACCAGGUUGAACAAGGAAAGCCCUCUAUCACCAGUGAAUGUGAAAGAAGCAGCGCUCCCAACAGGAGAAACUACUCCACCUACAUCUCCAUCUCCAACCAAAGAGGGCCCUCCAAUUCCCACCAAGCCCAAACCCAAACUAAACGCCGAACAGCUGAAGCAGCUCCAUGAUCAGGUCCUAUUAGAGCAGCAGGAAGUGGCUAAGUGUCAGCAACAACAGCAGCAGCUUGAGCAGGAAGCACCACCCCCUUCUCAGCAGGAGCCCCAAGAAGGCCCGCCCCCAUCUCCGCCUCUUCCCCCUCCCCCAUCUUUCCAGGAGCUGGAGCGCAGCACCAUGCAGACCAGUACGUUCAAUUAUGCUCGGCCCAAGCAGUUUAUCGCCGCCCAGAGUCCCAGCAGCGGCGGGCCAGUGGGUUAUUCCACGCAAUCCUCCACCUCCUCCAGCUCCAGCCUGACCUCUCCGCUCUCGCCCUCCACGCCCCACAAGCCUUUCAGCCGUGUCUCCCUGCCACCCUUCCAGCCACAGCCUAAAGGGGGCAGUCUGGAGUCGCCUGUUUCUCCGUCAUUUCCGCCCCCUCCACCUCCCUUCUACAGCUCCAGUAAUGUCUCCUCCCCCUCUGGCCCACCCCAGGACUUCCCCCCUCCCCCUCCGCCACCACCACCACCUGUCAGCGCCAGCCCCACCCGCUCUGAUAGCUCCUCCCCCUUCACCUCUGUGCCCCCGUCGCCCGCAGGGUUUUUGGUCUCCGUGCUACCAGCCACGCCCUCCACCCCACCAGUCAACGCCCUAGGACUUCCCAAAGGCAAUGGCACAGUUGGGUUCCCACGGAAGACUGGCCGCACCCCACGGAUUGUUUCUGACUCUGAGAUCCAGGGCUCCAAAGAUGCUGUCAUCCAAGACCUGGAGAGGAAGCUGCGCUUCAAAGAGGAACGCCUCAGUAACGGCCAGCAGAGGUUAACCUAUGAGGAGAAGAUGGCUCGAAGGCUGCUGGGCGCGGACAGCGCCGCCACAGUAUUUAACACGCAGCAGACAGAGGAGGAGCCAGCCACACAGGAAAGCAGCUCAACUGACUCAGAGUCUGUCCCUCAAAAGGAGUACAAGGUAUCAAGCUUUGAGCAGCGCCUGAUCAGCGAGAUUGAGUUCCGACUGGAGCGUUCUCCGGUGGAGGAGAGUGAUGAUGAUGUUCAGCAUGAUGAAGACGCUACAGGAGAGUGUGUGGCUCCGUUCUUCGACCAGAAACUCAAGCACUACAAAGUGUUCGAGGGCAUGCCAGUCACCUUCAGCUGCAAGGUCAUCGGAGACCCUAAGCCAAAGGUGUACUGGUUUAAAGAUGGUAAGCAGAUUUCGAAGAGGAGCGAACACUACCGCAUCAGUCGCGAUCCAGACGGAACGUGCUCUCUACACACAGCCGCCUCCUCAUUGGAUGACGACGGCAACUACACCAUCAUGGCUGGCAAUCCUGCGGGGAGGGUGAGCUGCACUGGUAGAAUGAUGGUGCAGGCGGUGAACCAGAGGGGGCGGAGCCAGCGUUCCACACCUGGCCACAUCCGCAGACCCCGCUCUAGGUCCAGGGACAGUGGGGAGGAGAACGAGAACAUUCAGGAGCGUCACUUCCGCCCCCACUUUUUGCAGGCCCCUGGUGACCUCAUUGUGCAGGAAGGCAAGCUCUGCCGCAUGGACUGCAAGGUAAGUGGUCUGCCUACUCCUGAUCUGAUCUGGCAGCUGAAUGGUCAGACCAUCCGCCCAGACUCCGCCCACAAGAUGCUAGUGAGAGAGAAUGGAAUCCACUCAUUGGUCAUUGAGCCGGUCACCAGCAGAGACGCAGGAGUGUAUACAUGCAUCGCCAGCAACAGGGCCGGACAGAACUCCUUCAGCCUGGAGCUGAUUGUUGCUGCUAAAGAGAUGCACAAAACACCCACCUUCAUCGAGAAGCUCCAGAACACGGGCGUUGCAGAGGGUUACCCUGUCCGUUUGGAAUGCCGCGUGGCUGGAGUCCCGUUCCCUCAGAUUUUCUGGAAGAAAGAGAACGAGUCCUUCACUCACAACACAGACAGAAUAAGUAUGCACCAGGACAACUUUGGAUACCUGUGCAUGAUCAUCCAGCCAGCUUUGAAGGAGGAUGCAGGCUGGUACACUGUCUCAGCCAAGAAUGAAGCAGGCAUUGUCUCUAGCACAGCACGACUUGAUGUACACACCCAAUGGCAACAGCCAAACACCCCUAAGCCAAAAAAGGUGCGUCCGUCGACCAGCCGCUACGCUGCCCUGACAGAGCGAGGUCUGGAUGUGAAGGCGGCCUUUUUCCCCGACUCCAGCCCCCUUCCCCCCGGCACCCUGGUGGAGAGCGAUGACCUGUAGACGCGGCCUUUGGCCUAAUCCAUGAACCCUGAAUUUUUGACCCUAGUGCCACUGUCCCAAACUCAAUGCCACCAACUCCUAUACCAGAGGAACCUAAGCCUGUUGGAAGAUCAGCCGAAGAAGAAAAGAAUCAAAGCCUAUUAAUAGAUUGGUUUGGAAGCUCCUGUUUUACUCCACAGGAGAAGAAAACCACAUCUUCUUUGCUUUUUUUUAUUUUAAUUUUUUUUGUCUUUCCUGAUGGUCAGUGGGAGUGUGAUGGGUGCUGCAAUGAAGUCAACAUCCUGCUUUUAAAUUGACUUCUGGGGCUUUUCUCAGUCUGCACACUUACACAAUCGGUUCAAGUUGAUUUGAGGGAGGAGGUACUGUACCCAUGAUGACCUUGUUCUGCCAUCGCUGGAUUAUUUCACAAGUGCCUGAGAGAUGAUUAACCAUAUCAGAAUGCUUAAGCAAAAAAAUAAAAAAUAAAUAAAUAAAACAAAAAAAAUUAUUAAUUUUAAGUAAAGUAGCUUCUAGUUCUGCAUGUGUUACAAUGGUGCCAACAUUUGAUACUUUCAUGGUAUUUACUCAGUGCCUUAGUCUGUAUUUAUAAGCUGCUGGAAGAGGUCUGUUCAUUUCUAGCAGAGAGAAAAUGAUUAGUGGGCAACAAGACAAGUGUUUUUAGAGGUGGGAUUGACUCACAUAGUGCUGGGGAUACAUCCAAACUUGGAUCGGACUGAUAGUUGCAGGGCUUUAGGGAUCUGUUGAGGGAAUUCGUAGUGGACUUUUGUAUGUGAACUGCAGCAGCGUAGAUGUAGACAGACUGAGCACGCUAGCACAAAUAUCCACCAAGUCUGGAUUUAGAGGUAGCACUAUGCUAUAGAUAUUGCACAAGGCCGGGCCUUAUUUUUUCCCCCCUUUUUCUUUUUCUUUCUUUCUUGCAUUUGAUCACAAGGGAGUCGAAACUGAGGUAUUGUUGAAGUGAGUUUGAGAUUGAAGCUAUGAUGUUGAAUGGGGGUUUUGAAUGACCGAAUUUUUCUCUGCGUUUCCACAGACGAGCAAAAGCCAGGUGGAAGAAGCCUGUGAGGAAAGGCAGGGUGGUUUUUGAAUGCUUGUGGGCGGGGCUAGUUGAGGAAAGCGUGAACAGGAUUGGCUCUGGCAAAGAGAUUAUUUUGCGACGUGGUGUCACAUGACAAAAGGUGUUUGGUUAUUAAGAUUUCAAACUAGAAAUUAGCAGCGAUGAUGAUGAGAUGAAGCAUACACUUCUGUUUUGAGGUUUGGAAUCACAUGCAGACACAGCAAGUUAUAGCGAUGGCAGAAGUGUGUUUACCACUUGCAUACGACUGUAUGCUUUUUCAUAAGAGGAAGAAGGAAGACAGUGGAGUGCAGUUAGUUACAGACUCAUUAAAUUAUAUUAGUGAUUUUCUCUCUUGGCUUUAUGGCCAAAUUCAAGCCUAGUCUAUUUAAACUGGCAAACUAUGUACUGCCAUCACAAAUCAUUUAAACCUAUUUAGAUCUCUUUCUUUAAUAGUAAUAAUUAAUAUAUAUACACAUAUGCAACUCUGGUACUUGUAAUACAACAAAUUAGACAGUUUCUUGGACAGUUGGAUUCAUAUAAACAUCGCACAACAUUAAAGCUUGCAACUUAUUUUGAUAAUGUAUCCAAACAUACAACUACAUAUUUACUCACACAACUCCUUGUGAUAUCUUUUUACAUUUUUCUGCAGUUACCUCUGUCUCAGCACAAAAGCAUAAGGGGACUCAUGAUGAAAGAUUUUUUUUUUUUUUUUUUUUUUGCUUUCCCUUCCUUUCCAAGCCAAUCUGUGCCUGUAUAUUGAAUGUUCUCUCUAUUUUGGUUUAUGAACAACAAUAUAAAUAAAAGUCUCUGGAAGUACUAA
This is a messenger RNA of Pygocentrus nattereri (red-bellied piranha), 6483 nucleotides long. RefSeq names its product palladin, cytoskeletal associated protein (gene palld). Lineage: Eukaryota; Metazoa; Chordata; Actinopteri; Characiformes; Serrasalmidae. The record is from RefSeq and is a predicted model, not a curated record. The transcript has 22 exons. Bases 248 to 4609 code for a protein of 1453 amino acids.